Messenger RNA from Chaetomium fimeti, 870 nucleotides. RefSeq lists its product as uncharacterized. The transcript has a single exon. The coding region runs from base 1 to 870 and encodes 289 amino acids. Lineage: Eukaryota; Fungi; Ascomycota; Sordariomycetes; Sordariales; Chaetomiaceae. The record is from RefSeq and is a predicted model, not a curated record.
AUGGCUGUCACAUCCCACUUGAGUCACCUCGCAGUCAUCGACCGCCCAGACUCACGGGUGAGCCUGGCUCGGUCUGAUACGACGUACCAUAGCUUCCAAGACAUCGAUUUGCCCGAGCCCGAGGUCCCAUCCCGCCCCGUUGAGAAGCCUAUUGUCUGUCCACCGCCAGUGUCGUCACAGCCAAAGGAGGAGCCGAGGCCAAUGGCUGGAGAAAUGCGCCGGCAGGACUCAGGCUACGAGUCGAUAGCCCCUCGAGAAUCUCUGUCGUGCCAGCAAAGGACCUCUUCCUCGAACUCACUGUCCUCCUCCGCACGCCAGCGACGCACAAGGCCGCCCAACCAACGGUCCCCGAAGUCCGGCCCGGUGUCACACCGGCCAAGAAAUGGCCGCCACUCCCCGUCUCCUCCCGGCAGCUCCCGCUCCCUCGCAUCACAGCCGCAACAACCAGUCACCUACUUUCACUUCCCCAACUUCACCUCAUCCGACCCCACCCUAGUCGAAUCCGACGCCGCCAUCGCCAGGCAGAACGCGAAGGACUUUUCCUCCACGCCCAGCUUCGCCCUGCAGUGCGAGGCCCCGGCGUACCCGCUGCCGCCGCAGACGACACACUACUGGACCAGCGACCGGACGCGGCGGCUGGAGUACGCGGCCAUCGACGCGGCCAGCAACGGCGUCCGCGGCUGGGUGAUGCGCCAUGUGGUGCCGGACUGUUUCGUGCCGCAGAGCAAGCGGCGGGUCGGGUUCGAGGACGACCGGGGCAGCGUGGUCCGGUACCGGCUGGAGCUCGACACGGAGGAGGCCGUGGAGAAGCCCGACUCGGUGAGGAUCAGGGGCUGGAAGGGGUGGUUCUUCAGCAUGCGCCGUCGUUGA